AUGAUUGAGCCAAACAUGUCCGGGACACGAACCAACGUCGGACAGCCGUUACUAAGUGUGGUCAACUUUUUGAUCAUGCUGUCUGGAGCCGCGGCUGUAGAUGACGGUUAUUGGGCACUACUCAACCACAACAGCAACCUGAAAAGAAAAACACAGGCCACCGAAGUGACGCGAUUCCUCGAACUCACCAUCCCGCGUGAGGCUAUGUCGAGUCUUGGCUCUCUUUCAGCGCGUGGCUUGCCGGCCACCCCCGUCUGGUGGAAUAUGGUCCACCUGUUAAUCUGGACUGUAGCAGGUUUUACAGCCUAUUGGUUCUGCCUCGUGCUCCAUCGUCUCUUUCUACACCCACUCAGGAAUGUGCCGGGACCCAAGGUGGCGGCGGCAACCAGUUGGUAUGAGUUCUAUCAAGACGUCAUCCUUGACGGGCAUUACCUCAAGGAAUAUCCUCGAUUACAUGCGCAAUACGGUCCCAUUGUGCGCGUGAGCCCGAACAGAGUCCAUAUUAACGACUCAGCCUUCUACCAUAAGGUAUACUCUACCAGAACUAAGUAUCUUAAGGAGCCUGCUCUGUUUAAGUUUGCCGGCGAGCUUGACGCACUACCGUUCAUCAUGGAGCCCGCGGCGCAUAAAAUACGCCGCGCCAUUGUAGGCCCCAUGUUCUCCCCUCGCUCUAUCCAAGAGUUCUCGCCAGCCGCUCUUCAAAUUAUCAAGGCUGCCCUGGGAAAAGUAGAAGAAGCACAUGACUCCGGACUUCCCGUGAGCCUAAAGACGCUGGAAUCGAAUUUUGCGAUGGACAUUAUAAUGAAAUUAUGCUUUGGCAGGGAUAUGAACUGCACUAAAGGAACAAAAGAAACUACCGCCCUCGUUAACUGCAUGAUAACUCUGACCCGCAGCUUUUGUCUUAUCAAGCAUUUCCCUAUACUCGGGACUACUAUGCAAUCGUUUCCCAACCCAAUCUUGGCGCGCAUUCUCCCGGGUUUCGUCGAGUUUCGCCAGCAAUGUGCCCAGUGGGUCGCCGAGGUCCGCGAGAGACAUCAAAAUGGCGUAUAUAGAGACGAGUCUGGUCGGCAGACUGUCUUUGACGCCAUACUUGAGGCCGAGCCUCAGCGCACAACCAAAGGAUGUGGACGAGGCAUUUUCCCUUGUUAUUGGGGUCCCGAGGUCCAGAAGAAGCUGCUGGAUGAACUUGACAAGGUGGAGACGAACAAUGAUGGGUUGAUGGAGUACCAAAACCUGGUCAAUUUGCCCUAUCUGACUGCUAUAAUACAAGAAACUCUCCGCAUAUCGUCCCCGGCUCCCGGUAUUCUUACCCGCCUUGUGCCAGCUGGAGGGACUACAUACAGCAAGUACUUCCUGCCGGCAGGAACCUCCGUCUCGACCGCGCAACGUAUGAUCCACUACGACCCUGACCUCUUUCCCGAACCCGACGCCUUCAUGCCAGAAAGAUGGCUAGGGGACAAUGCACAGGUAUACAAGGCAAACCUAAUUCCUUUUGGCAAGGGACCUCGGAUGUGCGUGGGGAUGUAUCUCUCUUACAUGGAGGCAUAUGUCUUUCUUGGGAAUCUUUUUCGCCGCUUCGACAUGAGCUUGCAUAACACCGACCAAUCCACUCUCCGCUGGAAGGAUCAUAUUGCUCUUCAUCUAGAGGAUGAUGUUAUGAUUAAAGUUAAUAGCCGUAGGUAG
Molecule: messenger RNA, 1683 nt
Organism: Metarhizium acridum CQMa 102
Lineage: Eukaryota; Fungi; Ascomycota; Sordariomycetes; Hypocreales; Clavicipitaceae
Source: RefSeq, a predicted model, not a curated record